Messenger RNA from Salvelinus sp. IW2-2015, 476 nucleotides. NCBI's taxonomy places the organism in Eukaryota, Metazoa, Chordata, Actinopteri, Salmoniformes, Salmonidae. The record is from RefSeq and is a predicted model, not a curated record.
GAGCCAAUGCUUCUGGCCCUGUUGAAGCGGAGGGAGGGGACGUCAGAGGCCCUGGUGAAGGCCAGACAGCAGGCCCAGGAGCUGAGGGCCCGUCGGGGACCCCUGAGGGAGGAGGGACAGAGGCUAGGGCUGCAGAGAGCCUGCCUGGAGGAGAGACUCAAACUGAUGGAGACCCACAGGAGAGAGGACGUGGAGCAGUACAGGGAGACAGUGGACAGGCUGGAGGASACUAGCAGAGAGCAGAAGAUGGAGCUACAAAUGCAGAAAAGGAAAACCAAGGAGAUGGAGGAACUGAGAGACAGUCUUACUAAAGAACUCUACCUGUACAGAGGCAUUGUCGAGGACAGUAACAAGAAUGAUCUAGCCAGUGUGAAGGAGGAAACAUGACCACUGGGACAAAUAGAAGUACACUGAGUGUACAAAACAUUAGGAACACCUGCUCUUUACACUGAGUGUYCAAAACAUUAGGAACACCU